AUGAUACCUUUCACAUUUCAAAAUCGACUCAAGUCAAUAUCUGAUCUUGUUAAACAAAAUGUCUAUAAUCAGUGCAAAUCAUUCUCCCAAAAAAGUCAUUCAUUAGAAGCAUUGCAACAUAAUAAUCGUAACAAUCAAUUCAUCUCUUCUAACAGAACGACUACUUUAGAAAAUGUUUAUCUAUUAUUACGUUAUUCACCAAGAAGAAAUGAUGAAAGUGGAUUAUAUUUACAAGUAGCUACAUCAUAUUUACUCUCACAAAAUUUACAACAAUUAUCUAUUCAACAACAAAGUCGAAUACGAGUAGCUAUUUUUCUUAGUGAAAACUAUACAAAUGCUAUGUAUUCACGAUUAGAACAAUGGUUUAAAAGUAUUUAUGAACCAUACACAGAUGUGACACAUAUCAUUCGUACAAAAAAUGAUUAUCAAGCAUCACGAAAAUUUAUGAUGAAUUAUACAAAAUACAAUGAUGAAGUUCAAUUAGAUACAAUUUUAUUUCUACUCGAAGAUGAUUAUAUAUUUGAGAGAGAUAUGCUUUCUGAUACAAUUGAAUUUUUUUCUAGUCAUAAUCCUUGCUUUAUUCAACAAACAGAUGACUCGGAUCGUUGUAGAUUGGAUAUGAAUGAAAAUGAUGGUUCUAUUACCAUUGUGAAUGGAAGAACUCGUUUAUGGCGUUCCAUUUCUUCAACUACUGUUAGUUAUGCAUGUCGUUUGAAAACAUUUCUGGCUUUUGAAGAUAUUUUGAUGCAUGAUGACGAUGAUGAUUUUGAAUUACGUAGAAAAAUACGUGAUCGAGUUGGCAGUGUAGCUAUAUUCUGUGCUAUUCCAUCGUAUGGUGCUCGUUUAGAAGCGCUUCUUUUGCCAAAUGAAAUCAAUACAACAGCUGAUAUUGACAAUGCAGCAUACUUCAAGGAUUGGUGGUCAUUUGCUCGUCAUGCAGUAUCAGAAGCACAAAAACAAGAUACUUUUCCAGCUCGAAAAGUAAACGAACAAAAUCUUUUUCUUAAAUAA
Rotaria sp. Silwood1 is the source of this 1011-nucleotide messenger RNA. NCBI's taxonomy places the organism in Eukaryota, Metazoa, Rotifera, Eurotatoria, Philodinida, Philodinidae. The record is from the annotation of a GenBank genome assembly.